GCGCACUGCGAGGAAUGGUGUGAUACCCAUCCCUCUACAGUUGCCGAAAAAAAUUUGACUUUUGUGAAGUGCUUAAUUUCAAGCAAUUAGUAGGAGACAGCAAGAAUAAGGAGUGACGGCCAAAUAAAAACAGCGCUCGAUCUUGUAUUCACCAGUUCUAACACUAAAAUUAAUAAAAUAAUAGUAGUGGAUCGUUUGUAUACCGAAAAUGUAAUGACAAUUCUUCUCUCUAUUGUAUCGAGCGAUAUAGGAAAGCAAACAAUGAAUUUGAAAAAGUAUGUACUGAGGAAACACAAAAGUAUUUGGAACGUAUAGGAAAAACGAAUGCAUCAAAAAAUCAUGGUGGAAAUUAG
This is a messenger RNA of Didymodactylos carnosus, 353 nucleotides long. The record is from the annotation of a GenBank genome assembly. NCBI's taxonomy places the organism in Eukaryota, Metazoa, Rotifera, Eurotatoria, Philodinida, Philodinidae.